Acanthaster planci (crown-of-thorns starfish) is the source of this 2860-nucleotide messenger RNA. Its product is annotated as AP-3 complex subunit sigma-1-like. The record is from RefSeq and is a predicted model, not a curated record. Gene Ontology annotation, cellular component: membrane coat; AP-3 adaptor complex. NCBI's taxonomy places the organism in Eukaryota, Metazoa, Echinodermata, Asteroidea, Valvatida, Acanthasteridae. Gene Ontology annotation, biological process: intracellular protein transport; Golgi to vacuole transport.
GUCACAAUUACACGUACGUAAUAGACUGGACAGCGGAGGGUGGUUAUCAGUGCAAAUGUUCAUGUUGCAUUUGAAUAGCAAUUUCUUUCCCUUUUGCUUGUCGAAUUUUGUAAUUUCCUGACAAUAUUCUUCACUGGCCGUUUUGUCAAGAUGAUAAAAGCAAUUUUGGUCUUCAAUAAUCAUGGCAAACCAAGGCUUACAAAAUUCUUCACCCAUUUUAAUGAAGAUAUGCAGCAGCAAAUCAUCCGAGAAACAUUCCAUCUAGUGUCCAAGCGAGAUGACAACGUGUGCAAUUUCCUAGAGGGAGGAAGUUUGAUUGGCGGUUCAGAUUUCAAGCUUGUGUACAGACAUUACGCCACUCUCUACUUUGUCUUCUGCGUGGAUUCAUCGGAGAGCGAGCUAGGCAUCCUCGAUUUAAUACAGGUUUUUGUUGAAACGCUCGACAAGUGUUUUGAGAACGUCUGUGAAUUGGACCUCAUUUUCCAUGUAGAUAAGGUACACAACAUUCUGUCUGAGCUCGUGAUGGGCGGCAUGGUACUAGAAACCAACAUGACGGAAAUCAUGACGAGGAUAGAGGAACAGAAUAAACUGGAGAAACAGGAGGCGGGUCUGGCCGCAGCACCAGCGAGAGCAGCAGCUGCCGUCAAGAAUAUGAACCUUCCCAACAUCCCCACACCAAACAUCAACUUGCCCAACUUGCCGUCUUUCAAGUAGUCGCAGCCCGAACGGACACGCGUUUUAGAUUAGAUGCUGCGGACCGAGUAUUGUUACGGUACACCGUGUACGUACACAUAGAGAGAAUCUUAGAGAAUCAACUGUGACCCCCCCUCCCAAUUAUGAGUGGCUGUUCCCAUUGUUGUCCACCCUGAAUAAGUGUCACAUUCCAGUCACGAAGACAAGAGGAUGCAAACCGCGCAAUGCUGUGACUUUUACGAAUCGACAUGCAUCAGAAUUGCUGCUCACAAAGCCAUAUCAUUUUUAUGCAUCCAUCUGUCAUGAGAUGCCAUCAGUGAAACUGUCUACGUGGAGAGACCUGUUCCUGCACCCCCAGAGCAACGUCCAUAGCGCAGGAAGCACGCCUAGUGUGCCUUCAGUCACUGAGGGUUGAUGGCUGCCCCCUGUUUGAUGCAUUAUCCCUCAGUGUGAAUGUUAAAAAACCUCGGUGAGGGCGCACUGCGUGGGCUGUGUAGAAUACAUGUAAUAGGAGGAGGUUGUCGUUAACUGUGAUGUCAGGACACUCACAUGCCUGGGCUGUGCACUGUAGAACAUGAAGCAUGCGCAUACAUUUUGGCAAGCCACAACACCCAACUGUUUGAUUGAGGAUGCGUAUAAUGUGCAUGUACCACCUGUGCGCGAGGAUGGUGCCCAUGCAGCAACAGCUUUGAAUUCAGGUCGCUCAAUUAAUCAAUAUACUUGUACCAUACACUGUAUGACACAGAAAGCCGGGACAGAGGCCAUUUCCAAAUGACUUGGCCACGACUGGAAAUAACUCAUGCGACUGUGGAACUGACCUUAACGCGUUCACCAUAGACGUGCAUGUACAUGGACCUGUCCUUUCCAGACAUUACUAAGAAGUUAGGACACAACCUGAGUUAUGUCAGACCUAGGUGUUUUCCAAGUUUCCUUUGCCUCCACAUCAAAAUAUACAUUUGCAUGAAACAUUGUUCUGCUUUCGCAGCACACCUUGUCACGCUCAGUGGACAUGUUUCAAGUUUUCUUCCUCAGUUUUCAUUCGACAGCUUAUGGCACAUGCCUGAAUUUCUUUCUUAAAUCUGUGAUGUCACAGCAUGAAAAGUUCCAAUACAGCCUCAUUCCAGCCUUAGAUACCAGACUUGGUUUUCUUUCGAAUUCAAUAAGAUCGAGGGCUUAGUUGUGCAGCUUUCAUGCUUUUCUCUUGUCUUCAGUUCAGAAGCUCAUUCGAUGGUACAAACUGUUUAUUUCAGAAUUUGCAAUUUUCAGUGAAAUUCUGCCAAACGUGUGGAAGCUAGCUAUGACAUGUACCUGUUGUGCUUAUUUAGAGACCACCUUAGAUGUUUAAUUAUGCGUAUAAAGUCAUUGUGAUUAUUCAUCAAUCUGGUCAUGUGUUUCAUUGUGCCUCAGAAAUCCUUUAGUAGAAAUUUUGAAGUUCCUUAAGCUUGACAGUUACUCCUUGAUGUAUGGAAAGACACACCCCCUCUGUACACAGUGAACCCUUCACAGCCAGUCUUAAUGGACUUAGCUGAUUCCAUAUUCCAGGUAAAAUGUAUGUAUUUAUAUUUCAACAAGUGCGUGUAGAUUUCAUACCUGUGUAGUGACUUAACGCUGAAUUACAAGAGCCUCGAGUCACACUGUUGAAAGUAAGAUUCUUAAUUUCCAUAUGGCCUGUGAUGUUCGCAUAUUAAUGAUGCAAAUUGAUUAUGCUGAACUGGAAUCAAACAAGACAGAUUGGUGAGAGGGGCUCGGUGAUGUGGAAAUUGUGUACAAAUCAAAUGAGAAGUGUUCUGAAAAGAAAAGGUUUUAGUACCCCAAAAGGCAGUUUACAAGGCCAGUGGGAAGUAUGUGAUGUAUGACGGGUGCUGCAUUUGAGCAGGGGUUAGGAACGGCAGUAACCAAAAAGUACCGAUUUUUGCUUCGCUUCUUGAACUAUCUCUUCGCGUCCCAGGAACAUUCAUGAGUCUUCGUACUCCUGUAGCCACACGUUAAUACAGAUCAUGAGUAGACAUUUUGUGUUUGGUAAUUAGGAAAUGUCAAAGUACUUGUACAUGAGUAAGUGUAUGUAUGCUAGGAUAAUUAACAUUGACUUGUAACUGUUUUUGGUAUCUUAUCAACUGUGUAAAAAAAAAAACUGAAGUAUUAUACAAAUAAAGAUAUCUAUUGUAUA